Molecule: messenger RNA, 6214 nt
Organism: Chinchilla lanigera (long-tailed chinchilla)
Lineage: Eukaryota; Metazoa; Chordata; Mammalia; Rodentia; Chinchillidae
Product: NACHT, LRR and PYD domains-containing protein 1-like
Exons: 16
Coding region: 202-4188 (1328 amino acids)
Biological process (GO): regulation of apoptotic process; innate immune response; inflammatory response
Cellular component (GO): canonical inflammasome complex
Molecular function (GO): protein binding
Source: RefSeq, a predicted model, not a curated record
UUCAUCUGGACGACUUCUUCUUGCAGUGCCCAGCUCAGACUGUUCUCCCUGCUUGCUUCACAGGGCCAGAAAAUUUCUCAAGGGCAGCCCUGAGCUGAGUUCUCAGCUCUGAGCCCAUCCCCUGCAUGGUAUCUCUCCUCACUUCAACUCCAGUGAGUGCUGCAGCUCAAGAGUUGAUCCCAGAAGACCAGGUCUCAGAAUAUGGGAGAAUCUGAGGAGCACAGAACACUAGGCAACACAGCACAUUUUGGGAGCUCUUCCAAGACUACACCAGCCAGUCCAAAGAGAACAAGUGACAAAGUCUCAGUGGCUCAGAAUGAGGAGCAGCCGGACUGGGCUCUGGGCCUCUGUUCCUUGGAGAAGACGAACAUCAGUCUGUGCACCAGUGACAAGGAAGUACCAUACCUGACAGCAGGCCAUGAUUUCUCAUUCCACAGCUCCCCAAGUAUACCCAACAUGGCAUCCCCCAGCUGGCCAACCUCCACAGCAGUGCUGAGGUUCUUGGGUCCUGACUCCUUGGAGAACCCUCUGGACUCUCUGGAGAGAAGAAUUUUCACAGGGCUGCCUGACAUGUCUGGACACCGCCUGAGAGAAAACCAUCCUUCACUCUGCUACCAAGCACUUCCAAGUUCUCCAGACCAUACGUCUCCAAGUCAGGCAUCACCCAAUCCUCCUCUAGCUACAGCGGUGCUGGGGAGCUGGAAACCUCCGCUUCACACUGACCCAGAGCCAAGCAAUCGUGUACUUGGGACCGAGUACACGAUGGAUAAAACCACCAGAAAUUAUUGCACAGAAACUGAAAAAAGAUACCAGGACCAGAAGACAGAAAAGUCAUGGAAAAAUGAAGUUCUGUGCCAAAAAUUCACGCAGCUAUUACUUUUACAAAAAUGUCACCUCAGAGUCCCAGAGCUCGUGGUCAGAGAAAGCUGUCAUCAUGACACAGUACAAGAGCAAGGACAUUUGAUUGAGAUCCAAGGCUUAUUUGGGCUAGGCCCAGGUGCCCAGGAAGAACCUCACAUAGUCAUACUCUAUGGGGCUGCUGGUAUUGGGAAAUCAACACUGGCCAGACAGGUGAAGGUAGCUUGGGAGCAAGGCCAGCUCUAUAGGGACCACUUCCAACACGUCUUCUACUUCAGCUGCAGAGAGCUGGCCAGGUGUAAGGUAAUGAGUGUGGCUGAGCUCAUUGAAAAAGACUGGAGUGACUCUGCAGCUAACAUUGGGCAGAUCCUGUCUCGGCCAGAGCAUCUCCUCUUCAUCUUGGAUGGUGUGGAUGAGCCAGAAUGGGUGCUAGAGGAUCUAAAUUCUGAGCUCUGCUGGCAUUGGAGCCAGCCACUGCCAGUGCCUGCACUGCUGGGCAGUUUGCUGAGGAAAACCAUACUUUCUGGGGCUUCCUUUCUGAUUACAACUCGGACCACAGCUCUAGAGAAGUUCAUCCCUUCUUUGAAGGAGCCACAUUGGGUAGAAGUCCUUGGCUUCUCUGAGAGUAGAAGAAAGGAAUAUUUUUACAAAUAUUUCACAGAUGAAAGGCAAGCAAUUAGAGCCUUUAGCUUGGUGGACUCAAACUCAGCCCUCUUGACCCUGUGUCUUGUGCCCUGGGUCUGCCGGCUGGUCUGCACCUGUCUGAAGCAGCAGAUGGAGCAGGGGGAUGAACACCCACUGACCUCUCAGACCACCACAGCCCUCUGCCUGCACUACCUUUCCCAGGUUCUCUUGACCCAGGACCUGAGGAUACCACUCAAGAGCCUCUGCUCUCUAGCUGCUGAGGGCAUCUGGCAAAGAAAGACCCUGUUCAGUGCAGGUGACCUCUGGAUGCACGGGUUAGAAAGCAAUGUCAUCAUCACCUUCUUGAAGAUGGAUGUUCUUCAAGAGCACCCCAGCACUCUGAGCUACAGCUUCACUCACCGGUGCUUCCAGGAGUUCUUUGCAGCAGUGUCCUGUGUCUUAGGGGAUGAGGAGCAGAAAAGUGAGCAUCCUAGCAUCCCCAGAGUCAUGGAAAAAUUACGGAAAGUAUAUAGAAGCCAUAACCUGUUUGGGGCACCAACCAUGUACUUCCUGUUUGGCCUUUUAAGUGAGCAGGGGGCCAGAGGAUUGGAGAGCAUCUUCACCUGCAGGCUGCCUGCAGAGCAGAGAUGGGAGCUGCUGCAAUGGGUCCAAGAGGAAGCCCUACCAUGGCACCCAUACUCUCCGGACAUGCUCCACUGUUUUUAUGAGAUUCAGGAUAAGGAGAUCCUCACACAGGCCAUGGCCCAUUUCCAAGGAACAAGGAUGUGUGUCCUGACAGACCUGGAGCUCCUGGUGUUCACUUUCUGUGUUAAAUUCUGUAGCCAUGUGAAGAGGCUUCAACUAAAUGAAAGUGAGCUACAGGAUCUGGGGUGGAGGCCUCCCAGGGUAGUUCUGUCCACGUGGAAACCACUAACAAAUGGUAGUUGGAAGGUCCUCUUCUCCAGCCUCAGGGACACCGGAAGCCUGAAGGAGCUGGACCUGAGUGGAAAUUCACUGAGUCUCUCUGCCAUGCAGAAUCUUUGUGAGUCCCUGAAACACCCUCACUGCCACCUAGAGACCCUGCGGUUGGUCAGCUGUGGUCUCACAGCCAGCUACUGCCAGGACCUGGUCUCCGUGCUCAGUGCCAGCUGCAGCCUGACUGAGCUGGACCUGCAACAGAAUGACCUGGGCAACAAUGGUGUGCAGUUGCUCUGUCAGGGGCUCAGGCUCCCCACCUGCCAACUCACACUCCUGUGGCUGGACCACACUCUUCUGAGUGAGGAGGUGAAGGAGGAGCUGAGGGUCCUGAAAGAAGAGAAACCUCAGCUGCUCAUCUGCAGCAGAUGGAAGCCACGUGUGAUGAUCCCUUCUGAGGGCAGGGAUGGAGGAAAGAUGGGUAAUAGCACAUCCUCACUCAAGCGGCAGAGACCACAGUCAGAGGGAGGCUCCCCAGAGUCACCCCAGAUGGCACCCUUCCUUCUACCCUCUCCUUCUCCUCUGGGAGAUCAGCACAUGAAGCCUCUCAGGACUGAAGAUGACUUCCAUGGACCAACAGGGCCUGUGCCUAUUGAGGUUACUGACAAAGAAAGGAACCAGUACCGAGUUCACUUCCCUAAGGCUGGCUCCUACCACUGGCCCAACACAGGUCUUGACCUUGCAGUGAGAAAGGCAGUGACCAUCGAGAUCAAAUUCUGUGCCUGGGACCAGUUUCUAGGCAUCAGUGACCUGCAGCAUACUUGGAUGGUGGCAGGACCUCUCUUUGACAUCAAGGCUGAACAGGGAGCUGUGGCUGCUGUGCACCUCCCUCACUUUGUGGCCAUCCAAGAGGGGGUUGUGGACAUCUCCUUGUUCCAAGUGGCCCACUUUAAAGAAGAGGGGAUGCUCCUAGAGAAGCCAACCAGGGUGGAGUCACAUUACAUCAUCCUGGAAAACCCCAGCUUCUCCCCAAUGGGAGUUCUCCUGAGAAUGAUCCCUGCUGCCCGGCGCUUCAUCCCCAUCACUACCACCACAUUGCUCUACCAUCAUCUUCAUCUUGAGGAAGUAACCUUCCACCUCUACUUGAUUCCAAGUGACUGCACCAUUCGGAAGGCCAUAGAUGAUGAAGAAAAGAAGUUCAAGUUUGUGCAGAUACAUAAGCCACCCCCGAUGGACCCCCUUUACAUAGGUACCCGCUAUAACGUGUCUGGUUCAAAGAAGCUGGAAAUCAUCCCAAAGGAACUGGAGCUCUGUUAUCGGAGCCCCACAGAACCCCAGCUCUUCUCUGAGAUCUACGUUGCCAACUUUGGGUCAAAGAUCCAGCUGCAAAUAAGAAACAAGAAAGAUGAAAUACUAGUAUGGGAGGCCUUGUUGAAACCAGGAGACCUCAGACCUGCAGUGGUCCAUCCAGUUUCCCCAGGUUCACAUUCACCUUCGAAUGCCCUGGCAUUGCUGCACUUCAUUGACCAGCAUCGGGAGCAGCUGGUAGCCCGAGUGACAUCAGUGGACCCUGUGUUGGACAAGCUGUAUGGAAAGGUGCUGAAUGAAGAGCAGUAUGAGAGCGUCCGGGCUGAGGCCACGAAGCCAGGCCAGAUGAGAAAAUUGUUUGGCUUCAGCCAGUCCUGGGACCGGGCCUGUAAAGACAAAGUCUACCAAGCCCUGAAGGAGUUCCAUCCUCACCUGGUCAUGGAACUCUGGGAAAAGUGGGGUGGAGGCACAGGGGGACUGUGAUAGCUCAGCAGCUGAGGUCUAAGUUAGAAAAGAGGCCUCUCUGGGCAUUGUAUGUUCCUGUCCAGGGACACCUCAGAGGCACCCUUACUAUGAGGCUUUCUCCCUUGGCUUUCAUGGGACAGUUGUCCAGCAGGGGUAAGAGCAUCUGGAGAAAUGUUUAUCUGGUGCUAGCAGAGAAAUAUCAGAUCACUUCUCUUCCACUAACUCCUUUUCCUGUUGUACAGUGACCUACACACUUUGCAGAGCCUGCUCUGCUGCCCAAGGCACCAAGCCAGAACUCUCCCUGUCCCGUGCAGAUGCAGACAGGAGUAGGAAGGGACAUGGGACUGUUCAUCUCUGCCUGGAGACCAAGUAGAAAAGAUACAUGUCCCUGGAAAUUGUGCUUCAUUUAUGAAUAGGAAGGACAGAGAUUUAUUUAUCAGUUAAUCUGUCCACCUAUCCUAUGACUGGAGUGGACAUAAAAGUGGUGGCAGGGGAAUUCUCACCAGGGAUUGUCCAGACCAUCCCAAACCAUGGGGCUGACUGGGAUUGCAAGGAAUAAAGCACUAAAUAACAGCAUCAUCCACCUAAAGCAUUUAGUAGGGGAACUUACUUAUCAAGGGAAUCAUUGUUUUCCAGAUGGACAGUGAAAAGGGAGAUAUUCUACCCAGGUGUGUCCAAACAAGGGCAUUGAGUCAUGGAAUUUUUCAGAUGGUUUAUGGUAUUUGACUCUAGGCCAGAGUUGGUUUCUACAUAUUCGGCAACAUACUGGGCCUUUCAGUGUCUUGACCUAAACAAUGUUAGAACUGCCUAGGAAUGGACAAGGCCAUUGCUUAGAUUCCAUAAUUCAGAGAUUCAUGUAGCUAGCUGGCCAGGUCACAGAGCAGUUGAGGUUGUCUCUCAGUCAGGACAAAGAAAGAAGAGGCAGAAAUGGUGAGUUGCUCCACUGUCCAUGUUGGACUUGGCUUUUCUCUGGUUCAGAUGUGUACUUUGUUGUUUCUCAAGUCUAGACCAAUUCCUAGGGCAGGAGAGGGAUGGAGACAGAGGUUGAAGGGGGAAUGGAGUCUAGGUCUUAGCUGAGUUGUCUCUUCCUGUGGAAAGUGAGUUUGUGCCCUCCAUCAGGCUUAUUAGCCACUGCCUUGUGCUCUUCCAAAGCUUUGUGUCAUUCUUACCUCAUAAGAGCUCUCAACACUGGCAUCACCCUGCUGCUUCACUGCUGGUCCCCCAGCUAAAUAGCAAGCUCUAGAAACCAUGUCUGACCUGUGCAUCAAUUCCUUCCCAACUCAGUGCCCGACACACCUGGGCCUUAAGUGAAGAUGUAUUAGCUAGAAAACGACAAAGGAACUUUCGCCAGGCACCUCUCUUAAUUCCCACUCUAAGCAUCAUAUUAUCAGCGAUACCAGAGUCAGGGGUACUAAAAAUUCCCAAAUUAGUAGGCCACACCCUUGAUCCCAGUGAAUCAUCUUAGAAUUGAGCUCACUGCUAUUGAACAUUUAUGCAAAUGUUGUCUUCCACUCAUGGGAGCAAAGGGUAACUCAUACUACUCCUGACCAAGAUUCAGAAGCACAAGUUGAUUUUAUGUCCCUCCCCACAAUCACUGCACUUCAGCUACUGUUCUUUACUCUUCCUUUCUACUGCAGUUUCAGUGUAGGGUGAGAUUGGGUGAUGGAGCAAUGAAAAGUCUGAUUAGAGAACCCAUGCAUCUGCCAGAAAGACAGGGUUGAUGAGUAAUCAGAUCUUUGUGAUUGAGACUUCUAGGUUCUGAUUGGGUUUUGGGGUAAGAAGUAAUAGGGCUACAGUAGGCAGACUUGGUAAGAAGUCCCAAGAUACAACUGGGCAUGGUGGUGCACACCCGUAAUCCCAGUACUUGGGAGGUUGAAGCAGGAGAAUCACUGGAAGUUCAAGGCCAGCCUAACCUACAGUGUGAGCUCAAGGCCAGUCUGAACUACUGUCUUAGUUACACUUCCAGUUGCUGAGACGAAAUACCCAAUGCCCAAAAUCAAAGGAGAAAAUAUUUGUUUGGCUCCCAGUUUGUAGAGGUUUCAGU